Messenger RNA from Symbiodinium sp. CCMP2592, 519 nucleotides. The record is from the annotation of a GenBank genome assembly. Lineage: Eukaryota; Dinophyceae; Suessiales; Symbiodiniaceae.
AUGGUCGUGUCUCUUGGAGAGAUUGUGGUGAUCUUGCUUGCAGCUGAUUGUGGCGUUCGCAUCACUUCGGCUAUUGUAGACUGCUACACGCUCACUGUCAUGACCAUGGUUGCCGUGGUUCAUGCCAAGCUUGCGGAUGCCAACCUGGCAGACAAGCGGAUUGUCCACUACUGCUCUCACGACCCGAAGAAGCGCGCGAACGCCGCCACGCUCAUCAGCGUCUUCCAGGUCAUCGUCCUAGGCAAGCCUGCAGAUGAGGCCUACAAGCCCUUUCAGUCUGUCUACCCUCCGUUCUUGCCCUACCGCGACGCCACCUGUGGCAUUUGCACCUACAGCCUGACGGUCCUUGACUGUGUCAAGGGCAUGGAGAAGGCCAUCGAAUGCGGAUGGUUCGACUGGAAACAGUUCGACGUGGACUCCUACGAAUUCUUCGAAAAGGAGAGCGGUGGGCCCGGGCCGGGUCAAGCAAAGGCCAAUGCAAACAGAUACUCGUACUUUAUGCAAUGUGAUCUCUUCUGA